AUGAGUUUUCUCUGUCCUUUCUCUCUUCUAGAGUGUUUCACGGCCAAUGGUGCGGACUACAGGGGAAUGCAGAACUGGACCUCCCUGCCGGGCGGGAAGCCAUGCCUGUUCUGGAACGAGACUUUCCAGCACCCGUACAACACUCUGAAGUACCCCAAUGGGGAGGGGGGCUUGGGUGAGCACAACUAUUGCAGAAACCCGGAUGGAGAUGUGAGCCCCUGGUGCUACGUGGCUGAGCAUGAGGACGGGGUCUACUGGAAGUACUGUGAGAUUCCUGCUUGCCAGAUGCCUGGAAACCUUGGCUGCUACAAGGAUCAUGGAAACCCACCGCCUCUGACUGGGAGCAGCAAGACAUCCAACAAGCUCACCAUUCAAACCUGCAUCAGCUUUUGCCGGAGCCAGCGCUUCACGUUCGCAGGGAUGGAGUCUGGCUAUGCUUGCUUCUGUGGAAACAACCCUGACUACUGGAAGUAUGGGGAGGCCGCCAGUACCGAGUGCAACAGCGUCUGCUUCGGGGAUCACACGCAGCCCUGCGGUGGCGAUGGCAGGAUCAUCGUCUUUGAUACUCUCGUGGGCGCCUGCGGCGGCAACUACUCCGCCAUGACGGCGGUGGUCUACUCCCCGGACUUUCCCGACACCUACGCCACAGGCCGGGUCUGCUACUGGACCAUCCGAGUGCCGGGGGCCUCCUCCAUCCACUUCAACUUCACCUUGUUCGACAUCCGGGAUUCCGCAGACAUGGUGGAGCUGCUGGACGGCUACACGCACCGAGUCCUGGCCCGGUUCAGCGGCCGCAGUCGGCCCCCGCUGUCCUUCAACGCGUCGCUGGACUUCGUUAUUCUGUAUUUCUUCUCCGACCGCAUCAACCAAGCCCAGGGAUUUGCCCUCCUGUACCAAGCUGUCAAGGACGAGCAGCCACAGGAGAGGUCCACUGCCAACCAGACCCUGGCCGAGGGCAUCACCGAGCAGGCCAACCUCAGUGUCAGUGCUGCCCGGUCCUCCAAAGUCCUCUACGUCAUCACCACCAGCCCCAGCCACCCGCCACAGACGGUCCCAGGAUGGACUGUGUACGGCCUGGCCACGCUCCUCAUCCUCACGGUCACAGCCAUCAUCGCCAAGGUACUUCUACACGUCACGCUCAGGUCCCAUCGCAUUCCUGCCUCCGGGGACCUUCGGGAUUGCCACCAACCAGGGACUUCCGGGGAGAUCUGGAGCAUUUUUUACAAGCCUUCUACUUCCAUCUCCAUCUUUAAGAAGAAGCUCAAGGGGCAGAGUCCACAGGAUGACCGCAGCCCCCUCGUGAGCGACUAAAGCCUGGCCAAGCACCGAGGACGCCCAGCUGUGGGGCAGAGAGCUCCCGGGCUCUCCAGACUGACGCCCUGGCCCCUCCGGGCCAACAUCCUGCAGCUGGGAGGGCUCUCACUUAGGAGCAAUGGGUCGGGCUCACCCUGCCCCACAACCACAGCGCCCCCUCGCCCAGCCCCACUGCCUCUACCCCUCCACCUCCUGCCCUGGGACCCAGGGGCCUGGACUCAGGCGCCUGCUAGAUGGCCACCCACUGGGGAGUGGGCAUGGGGUGCAAGGGUGGGAUGGGCUAACUCUUCCUUGUUUCUUGUCCACCUUCCUGAUCGUGACCUUUGGAGCAGGGUCAGACAGGGAGAGAAAGCUUGCGGCCUCUGAAAGGUUGGCCACACGCUGGGCAUCAGCACUUCCAGAGUGUACGGAGCUCAGAGCUCGCCCGGCUGACUCCGGCCGAGAAAGGGGUGUGGAGACAACUUUGUUUCCGUAACUCACGACCAGCAGAGCAAGCUUGAGCGGUCACGUACACACGCUGAUUCUGUUGCUGCAAUGGACCAUUCUAGAAGUAGCUGUUGGCACCCAGUCAGCGCUGCUCGUGCGUGCGUGCUGGUGGGCCUCAGGGCCAGGUCCUGGCCCACCCCACAUCCCACCUGCGCCCCCCACCCCAGGAACCCCAGAGCCUACAUGCCUGCUCCACUGACUGCAGGUUCAAGAAGGUAGAAAGCCCCUGAAGCUGUCUCCUGUGGGCCUGGAAGUCUUGGGCGUGGGAGGGCUGGUGCAGGGGGAGCACCUAAAAUGGAAGGCACCAACUGGAGUGGGGGCCGGCAGCCCUCAUCUGGGCCUCAGAGCAUUUGUCAGCAGCAGCUGCACGAGCAGCAGGCUGGGCCACUGGGCCGAGCGCCGCCCUCCCCAAGGCUUUGGGCUCAGGCCUUGUUGAAGGCCAACGCUGCCUCCCCCAGUCACUGCUGGCCACAGCCCUUCCCCAGGCUCGGCCCCGCCAGCAAGGCUCCUGUGCCCGGCCACGCCCGGAGGUCGGUGGGCAGAUGGCCAGCAGCAGCCUGAGUCCAGGGGGUGCUCAAAGCUGGCAGACAGAAGCGCCAGAGGAGGGUGGGAUGUUCCAGGCGCCAUGGGGACGGCACAGCUGCCUGGCACUGUCCUCCCGCUUUGAUCUAGAAAGGACAAGUGUCCGGGAGCAGCUGCUGCCCACAGGCCCUGGUGCUGAGGGCCCUGGCCGUGGACGGCAUGUCUGUCUCCCCUGCUCCCCCAGCUUUUAUGGCCCCUCCUGGGUGACCCAGGUGCCAGGUGGGGUUCAUAGAAGGCACCAUGCAGGGGGAGCCCCGGCAGCAGCACAGAGGGGAGGACUCUAGCAAGGGAGCAGGAAGGGCUUAUCUAACGAGAGGGGCUCAGCUCCCGGGCACCACGCUUGCCCGCCAGCCUCCACCUCAUGCCUCAGGCUCUGAGCUGGGCACUUCUGAAAGCCUGCGACGGAGCUGCCUUCACCAGAAUGACUGCUGUGGUGCCCAGCUGCCUCCCCCUGACCCCAGUGCAGCCCUGGGCAACCCCUGCCCAACUGGCUACAGUGCAGGGAAAAUCCCAAACCAAACCCACUGCCAGCGUGUCGGU
Echinops telfairi (small Madagascar hedgehog) is the source of this 2922-nucleotide messenger RNA. RefSeq names its product kringle containing transmembrane protein 1 (gene KREMEN1). The transcript is spliced from 8 exons. Bases 1 to 1311 code for a protein of 436 amino acids. Gene Ontology annotation, biological process: Wnt signaling pathway; multicellular organism development. The record is from RefSeq and is a predicted model, not a curated record. Gene Ontology annotation, cellular component: plasma membrane. NCBI's taxonomy places the organism in Eukaryota, Metazoa, Chordata, Mammalia, Afrosoricida, Tenrecidae.